AUGAACUGUGAAACAAAAGUAUCUGCCGUCAUGGCAGAGCACCUCAAAACAUUUCAACAGUAUACCGAUCUUGAGGAGAUUCUCCUAUGCCUGCUGAUGAAAGGAGUAAUCAAGAAUGAUGAAUUCCUUGGCUUGAUGAAUGAGACCAGGGAAAAGAGAAGGAAGCAGGCGUUGUUCCUUCUCGAAAAGAUCCCCACUGCAGGGGAUGGCGCCUUUUUAGCAUUUCUGGAGUGCCUUAAGAAGAACCACCGAAAGUUGGCCGAGACAUUACUAAAAUCCCUGGGUCAGAAAAAUGAAGCUUACACAAGAGAAGUUCGUGCCCAAUGGGAGGGAGGUUCGCCACUGGCAUCUCAGGGAGUUUUAUCGCUGGCAGCUCAGGGAAUAGCAGCUCAACCCGUUGGUCCUUCGGGAGGGGAGUGUCAAAUUUGUACCAGUGAACUGAGCAAUAUUACGUCGCCAAGAGCGUAUGUACCUAGCCAAGAACCUGAUGUGAUGGAUCAGUUCAAGCGCUGA
Darwinula stevensoni is the source of this 513-nucleotide messenger RNA. Lineage: Eukaryota; Metazoa; Arthropoda; Ostracoda; Podocopida; Darwinulidae. The record is from the annotation of a GenBank genome assembly.